UGAUCCACAAACCAUGACCUCGUCUCGUCAUCUGUACAUUCUCUUCGUUACUCUAGGCAUUCUAGCCAUCGCAUCAGCUACAUAUUCAAAGUACGGAGUGACAAACUUGGAUUCAGUUAUUCGUUCACACAGCAGCCCACUGGAUAUCAAAUUAGAGUCUACCCGAACCUAUCACGAUGUCAUGUCAGAAUUAGAUUCUUUCCUCUCCAACUCGUCGCAGUACAACAAGGAAGUGCUUCCUCACAACGCUGGUGCGACGCUGGGGAGCACAAGAAAGACCGGUACUAACGUCAGCAUCUGGGCAACAGUUCUCUAUGUUGGAGACAUCACAGAAGCCAUGGAUUUUACAGUUGAUAUGAUGCUUUCUCAAAGUUGGAUAGACCCAAGACUACAAAAUCUAAUACCAGAAUCCCUAUCUUAUCUUGUUAUCCACGGUGAACUCAUAAACAAGUUUUGGUUGCCCCUCACAAUCGUCAGCAAUGGAAAGAAUACGAGAGUUCACACGGCUCCGGGUACAAACAGCGUUCUUACACUCCAACAGAAUGGAACAGUGAUUUACACAAUAAGAAUUGAGACGACCUGUUGGUGUCGACUCGAUUUGUCACAUUAUCCGUUCGACAACCAAACAUGUCAGAUAGUAUUCGAGCAAUUCGGUUAUCGCAAGUUCGAGGUUCAGUACAAAUUACCCAACACAGUCCGACCUCUGGUGUUCUCUCCUCUCUGCUCCUAUCCCACAAGAUUCAAACUUUUAGAAAAACGUAUAGUGUUCACACCGUCUUCCCGCAAAUACAACUACUAUUACAAUUAUUGCAACAUGUCAUCAUCGUCGUCGUCGUCGUCGUCUGAGCCAUCUAAAGUUGUUGAUGACUGUCUGAUUGACAGUACUUCCAUUUUGGAAAUCAAGUUCCCGUUUGUACGCAAUGCAGAACCAAUUAUUAUCCAAUCUCACCUUCCUGCGUGCCUGAUUGUGAUCAUAUCUUGGCUUGGAUUCUACGUCAACCGCGACUCAAGAUUCGGUCUUGGUGUGUCUCUUGUGCUCGCACUCUCCGCUCUUAGUUUCUCUUCCGGACGAACCCAAAACUUGGGUUCAAUCACAGGGACAGACAUUUAUAGGUUUGCCUGUUUCCUUUUCGUCUUCUUCAGUUUAGUGGAGUAUGGAGUUGUCCAGUUCCUUGGCAAUCGACAUAGAAGCAAGCAAAGAGAAAAUCAAGCCAAAGAGACUGAUUCUUCUCAAUCAAACUACAACACGUCUGGGAAAACAAGCCAAAGAAAGCGAAACAAACCAAUUUGGGAGAGAAGAGUGUUUAGCACCACAGAACACACAGCUAUUGACAUGGAAGAUUUCAGUAAUGACCACAAUCUAUCAGUUAGCCUCCUUUCUGCUAGUGAAGAACUUAACCAACCACCAGAAACUACUGAGGAUGCAAAAGAUACAAGAGAUACAGAGUAUAGUUCAAGAACCUCAACCACAGGAGCCAGGCCUAAGAUUUCGACCUCAGCAAAAGCACAUGUUGACACAACAAUGACUAAGAAGAUCGAUUUCGUGUCAAGAUGUGUUCUGCCCUCUCUUUUCUUGAUCUUCAACAUUAUAUACUGGUCAGCUUUCCUAAACAGGUACAAUGCUGUCCUACAUGAAAAAAUUGGCGAUGAGAAGACUUGAGAAAAUUCUUCUUCAAAGAGAACUGAUUUCCAUAAGAAUGCUGUCAUUUAAAUGAACAUUAGCAAUUGACCAACUACAGUCACACAACUUGCUGUUCAACCACACUGACACGAUAUUAAAAUCCUUGCAAAAAAACCUUUUGCA
This is a messenger RNA of Corticium candelabrum, 1804 nucleotides long. Its product is annotated as glycine receptor subunit alpha-2-like. Gene Ontology annotation, molecular function: extracellular ligand-gated monoatomic ion channel activity; neurotransmitter receptor activity; transmembrane signaling receptor activity. The record is from RefSeq and is a predicted model, not a curated record. The transcript has 7 exons. NCBI's taxonomy places the organism in Eukaryota, Metazoa, Porifera, Homoscleromorpha, Homosclerophorida, Plakinidae. Gene Ontology annotation, cellular component: neuron projection; plasma membrane; synapse. Bases 14 to 1660 code for a protein of 548 amino acids. Gene Ontology annotation, biological process: regulation of membrane potential; chemical synaptic transmission; monoatomic ion transmembrane transport.